AUGCUGAUUGCAGGAGCUUGCCGUGCAGGUCGGAUGUCUGGACGUGGGAAAGGAGUGAAGGGGAUCGGCAAAGGUAGCUCUAAGCGUCAUCGCUUCAUCUUGCGCGACAACAUUCAGGGGAUCAGUAGAAAAUCCAUUCGCCGUCUGGCUCGUCGUGCUGGAGUCAUGCGCAUGUCUGCACUUGUGUACGAGGAAUCGAGAUCUGCACUAAAGUAUUCCUGUUAUGCCUUCUGCAAGAUGCUGUGGAGUACGCAGAGCACGCAAACCGCAAAACCAUAUCAACCAUGGAUGUAA
Phytophthora nicotianae INRA-310 is the source of this 294-nucleotide messenger RNA. RefSeq names its product histone H4. Gene Ontology annotation, molecular function: protein heterodimerization activity; DNA binding; structural constituent of chromatin. The transcript is spliced from 2 exons. Bases 1 to 294 code for a protein of 97 amino acids. Gene Ontology annotation, biological process: nucleosome assembly. The record is from RefSeq and is a predicted model, not a curated record. Lineage: Eukaryota; Oomycota; Peronosporomycetes; Peronosporales; Peronosporaceae.